AUGCAGAAGGAGUAUGGUGCGUUUGCAGACAAUUUCGUGACUGUCUUCGCUCCCGAAAUCCUUAAGGUGUACCUCCACCAAGUUGAGCUUUAUGUCUCAGGACGUAUCAAGCCGAAGUCGACAUGUAUACUUUUGAAGCCCCACGUCGACAGCCUCGUGGCUAAAUUGACCACGCAUUCCAUGUCUCUCAGCUGGCGACCAUCGAUCAUCCUCGAUCGGACAAGUUCAUUGCUCGAAACCUUUGCAACUGAGCUCAGGGAUGCAAACUUUGAUCCCGAAUCAUCAUACAGGUAUCCUACAAUGACACGUUUCUUCAUGAUGCGUUUCUUCGCCCACCUCUGCCUUUAUUUGCAGACGAUCGACAUUCCAGUCCCGCCGCUCGCGACCCAAGUCAUUCUUGAGGCUUACCUACAAGUGUUGGAGGCUGCAGGCCAACGAGAGUUGAUUGCAAUGUAUGCUGUCCCGCUAGGAGACAACGCAGUCGAGCGAUAUGCGAUGUUCUUGACUUUGCUCGAACUUACAGCGGACGUCAACGAUCGUCGAUUAGCAUUGACUCGUGCGCGAGAGCAUGGUCUAGACGUUCACAAGGAGGCGGUCGUCGCUGCCAAACAAACAAUUGAUAGAGCAUUUGAGUCUUUUGUUAUUCCGUUGCAGGCCACUCCAUCAGAUAUCGAGCUCCUGCUACUUCGUUCCAUAGAGUGGACAACGUUCGAGGAUGGAAUGCAUGAUACUGCGCUGGAACAGGUGACCGUCAUUUUGCGGUACUUCCUAGGUGCUGGGAGUGUUUUGCUUGCAAAGAACCUUGUGGAGAUGCUUCCACAACGAUGUCUGUAUGUCUCACUUGCAAGCCGCUGGCCACUUGUCGCACGUUUCGCUCUUGUCGUCGUCCCUAUUCUCAUUCGCAAUUCACAUUCAAGCCGCUCUCCGAUCAUCGCAUGUUUCCUUGUUGUCGCUCCUGCAGCUGAGAGCGCUGGUCCGAGCGAGGAGAGUCAUGUCCCUACUGUAGAUCGCGUUGAUCGCGUGUUUAGUGGAGUCGAUGUCCCCCCUCCCCCUCCGUCCUCUUCGUCCUCAGAAGAUGGUGUUUCUGAUCGUGAGGAGGAAUUGGAGGCGGUAGACUUUGCUGAUAUGGGAAAGAUGUUUCCUAACCUUGGUACUGCUAAGGCUUCGACCAAGGCUCGACAAGAGAAAACAUUCUGCUGGGACUCCUUCAUCCCAUCCAGUUCCACAGCACGCAGAUAUAACGAAAAACCUGUCCUCGUAUCCACCGAUGCAGUCAUCAGCGAAACGACCGCAAUUACUGUACACAGCAGCACUGCGCUAGAACACUCGACAGCUGCCCUAGUGAUAACUCAAGAUGAUGAUAUAGAAAUACUCAUCGAUAAACCAGACCCCAUCCCAUCCUCCACAACACCAAUCUCAAACGAAACCACCGCUUCUCCAGCAUGUCUCCCAGAAGGCGACACCCCUACAUUCUCAUUCUUCGUGGAUACAGAACCUACCAAACCAUUUGCGCAUCGCUCUGCUAGUGAUGUCGUGCUUUUCGACCGUACCGCCGCCUGGGGCGGCGCUCCUUUUGGAGCAGAGGACGAGCUUAUCGUAUAUGUUGCACCGCACCCACGAUCAGGACGAGCUUCGCUUGUUCCUCCUAUUCCCCGAGUACGGCUACCCACAAAGUACAUGCUGACAGGAACCAACAAUCCGAUGCACAUCCACCCAGUGCCCGUGGCGCAUGAAAGUAUAGUUGAUAAUCAGAGAAUACCCGCUGCGAGCGAGGCUCCACAGUUCUCCUCUGUUUCGUUCGAUUUCGGUACCCCGACCGCGAAGAAACAGUCUCAUCAGAUACCUGUCUUCACUCCUGGCGAUCACUCAAAAGCGAGGGCGCAAGCUAGGAGACAAGACGCUCGAGUAGCGCGUAACCGUGCCCAGCGUCAUGCGAUGUUUGGAUCUUUCGGCGCGAUACUUUCUGAAGCGAGAUUGAGGGAUGCUGAUGAACGGGAACGGAAGGAUAUCAGGUGGGAGACUAGGCGGAGGGGUGAUGAUGAUAUUGAUUGGGGUGAUGAUGAUAUUGAUUGGGGUGAUGAUGACGAAGAUGGAGAUGGAAGUGGAGAUGGAAGUGGUGUUCCGGAAAACGAUGGUGUUGAUGAAGUGUCUAAUGGAUUGGGAGGGAUGGAUCUGGACCCGGAUCUUGAGCCCAGUUUGGAGGCUAUGAAAGGCUUCGUUCACAGUAUGAGUGCGGAGGGAUCGCGGUAUCGCACGAUGGAUGAUAUCGAGGACGAGCAGCGGAUGAGGAUCGAGGACGAGGAAGAAGACGAUGGAAGCGACUCCCAUGGCUCCUAUAGCGAUACGAGCGAUGAAGAAGACAAGGAAGAAAAAGCAGUGUUUGAAGUGGAGGAAGAUAUGCUUGUUGCAGAAUCGGAGGGUGGAAAACCUCAUGAACCUUUACCCUCGGGUGAUUCUGACGAAGGGGAGGAUUCAUCAGAUGACGAUGAGCUCAGCCCGGGAGGUAACUUCAAGGCUAGGCUCCAUCGACUCCGCGAGAAAUCGCGCUCGACGAAGCCAGCGACAGCUGCACCUGCGGGUGAUUCAGAAGGGGAUGAGGAGGAUGAUGCUUCUUUCCCGCGUUGGAAUCGAGGUGAUUCCGACAAUGACUACAUCGCAGGAAUAGAGGAAAUGCUCGAAAUGCACAGCGGUAUAGUUGGCAGUAAAGACCGCAAAAUGCGCAAGAAACUGUUCCGUGCAAUCCUCAAUGCCAGCCAGCGGGUGCUCUUGUCAUAUCGUGUCUAUCAGUCAUCUAAUCUGUUUUCAGAGCGCAAGAAAGAGAAUAUGAAAGAGCUACCUGCCGAUCUCCAAGAGAUAUGGAAGAAAGAUCGAGCCAAGAAAGCUGAACUCACACGAGCUCGCGAACAGGCUCGUCUUACCGACGCCGUAGAUCCCAUUUCCCCGAAGAAAGGUGGGAAGAAGGGGCGCAAGGCGAUGCGGGCAGCUGCAAAGAUGGAUCCGAGCGAGCUUGCUGAAAUUCAGAAUGCCAUCAUCGAUAUGGUGUCACUGGAGAAGCAGAUUCGCCGCUUCAUCAGUGAUGAGGGCGGAAAGAACAACAUGGUACUUCCUCCGAUGAACAAGGCGUCGAGGAAGGAAGUUCACGAGCUUGCUAACUCGUUUAACCUCAAGAGUCAGAGUAAAGGCAAGGAAGAUUGGAGAUAUAUCACUCUCAUCAAGUCCACGAAGACCCGUGCUGUUGAUGAACAUAAAGUCAAGAAUGUCAUGAAGAGACACGGAGGCAGAUUUGAUAAUGAUAAGAUGCCUCGACACAAAGAUGGAGAUGAAGUUGGCAAGGCUGCUCCAAAGAUCGGGGAAACGAAUGUUGGGUUCAAGGAUGCUUGCUUCGAUGGGGUGGGCAGAAAGAGACAGAAUUGGUGGCAAUGCGUCCAAUGGGAUUGA
Suillus clintonianus is the source of this 3438-nucleotide messenger RNA. Its product is annotated as 107-domain-containing protein. Bases 1 to 3438 code for a protein of 1145 amino acids. The record is from RefSeq and is a predicted model, not a curated record. The transcript has 14 exons. Gene Ontology annotation, cellular component: nuclear pore. Gene Ontology annotation, molecular function: structural constituent of nuclear pore; nucleic acid binding. Lineage: Eukaryota; Fungi; Basidiomycota; Agaricomycetes; Boletales; Suillaceae.